Messenger RNA from Diuraphis noxia (Russian wheat aphid), 2684 nucleotides. RefSeq names its product neprilysin-11-like. Lineage: Eukaryota; Metazoa; Arthropoda; Insecta; Hemiptera; Aphididae. Gene Ontology annotation, molecular function: metalloendopeptidase activity. Gene Ontology annotation, cellular component: plasma membrane. The record is from RefSeq and is a predicted model, not a curated record. Gene Ontology annotation, biological process: protein processing.
ACACCGUGUGGAAGAAAAUCGAUCGUUUCUGUUCUCCGGCGCGAGCGUUCAGUUGUGAAAAAAAAUAAUAACAGAUUAGUCGCGUAUGUCAUAAUAUAAUAUUAGAAUAACACUUAUUUUCAAUAUUUCGACCGUCGUCAGUGGCGGCGGCGUUUGCGUUUUGUGUUGGCCGAGACGAUUUUUUUCCCCAUUCUCGAUAAGACUUGAUUGAUCAGACGAUGCAUCUGUUCGACAGGAAACUACAAGACGUGUUGUUGAGCGGCAGACGAGUUCCGGAAAAAUGGAUAAUCGGCUUCCUCGCCGUGGUCAGCUGUAUCGGUUUGACGCUGACGGUCAUAAAAAUUGGAGGAGGUAUGGGUCUCAUGGAUACGAUGUGUAUGAGCGACGAGUGUCUAUUUUCAGCCGAUUCUAUAAUGAGGUCGAUAGACGUGGACGUUGAACCUUGCGACAAUUUUUACGAAUUUGCGUGCGGAAAAUGGCAGUACAGUCAUCAGCGGGAAAACGGCAAACCCAACAAUUGGUUUGCCGAGAGAUCGCGAGUCAUUUCGGUGGCAGUAACAAAGAUCUUAGAAGAACCGGAUCGUGACACCGAUCUGAAGUCUUUAAAACAAGCCAGACGUCUUUAUAGGACGUGUUUGGAUACAGACACAUUAAACAAUCUGCAGUACGAACCGGUCUUCCAGGUCCUGGAAAAGAUGGGACUUCCGCGGAAAUUUCCGGACUUAACGACUACCAGCUACUUCAACGGUAGCGUUUUCAACGUGGCGAAGAGCUUGGCGCUGAUCGAGCGGUACCUCGGGAUCGAUGCCAUGUUGCAGAUGAGUUUGGAACUGGAUCCGAGUAACAACCGAACAAUCCUCUCUAUUGGGCCUAUCACGAACUUUUUAAUGCCACUGCCUGAACCGCUGUUCGACUACCACCGUAACCGAGUUGGUGGCCAUCGAGCUCGUCGCGGCUUCGCCUUCAUCGAAGAUUUGGCCACCAACCGACUGGUGAAGGCCAAAAUGAAGUACAUGAUGGAGGUAAUCAUGACUAUGUUCCCCUACAAAAUUUUCAGCUCGAAUAUUCUGGCCACAAAUUGCUUCAAAAUCAUCCUUAUGGAAGUGGCAUUAAAGAAAAAUGUAGACACGGAAAAAAAAGGAAAAGAAUAUACAAUCAAUAGCUUAAAGGAUUACAUGCAUUCGAAAACGAAUCACCCAUUGCAUGAGAAAUUGUUUGAUUGGCAAUCGUUUAUCGAUAAUUUUGUCUUGGAAUCAAAUCUCACGUGGAAUAUGGACGAUAAAGUGCUUGUCCAUGAUCCAGAAUAUUUUUUGGAACUCCAAUCGAUGUUAUCAAAAACUUCUCUAGAAGAAAUUCAGCAAUUUAUUUGGUGGAAAGUCGUGGAGGGUUUAAUCUCGCACACUACUACGGACAUGAUAAACUAUAAAGUGGCAUUGAACGAAUUCGCAAUACCUUCGUAUACAAAAAUGACCAGACCAGAAUUUUGUACGGCGGUGUCCAGAGCUUUCGCGAAGGGCCCCAUAGCCUACGAGUUCUACGUUCGAGACGACCUGAAAGUCACUACGGCGAAGGUCAAGACGAUGAUCAAGCAACUACAAAAUGCAUUCGGUGACCUGAUCAAAAAAUCCAAUUGGACGGAUGAGGCGACAAAACAAAUGACUACCCUUAAGGCGAACGCCAUGAAAAUCGGAGUCGGUUACCCGAAAAUAUUUGAAAAGCCGGACGAACUGGACAAAAUCUACGAACACGUCAUUGUCCAAGAAGGCCAGUACCUUAAGACUAUGUUGGACAUCAAAGCCUACGAAAUUAGUUUGAUACUUGAAAAUGUGGGCCAUCCGAUCAACAUGGACGCUCAGAAAUUAAUAACGACGGACCCGUUGGAAGUUAACGCGUUUUACAGUAGAACGGACAACUCCAUCAACAUUCCACCCGGAAUCCUGCAGAUACCGUUUUUCAACAAAGGAGUCGAUGUCGUAAACUACGGUGCCAUCGGUACGAUUCUCGGACACGAAAUCUCGCACGGAUUCGACAUCGAAGGUAAAGACUACGAUAUCCACGGCCGGAAGACUUCGCAGUGGUCGCCCAAAGUGAUACAAGAGUACUUGGUUCGGGCACAGUGUUUCAUCGAACAGUAUGAUAAGUUUAUGUUGAACUCAAACGUAAACCUAAACGGCACGCUUACUUUAGCCGAAAACAUGGCCGACAACGUAGGACUGAAGCAGUCGUGGAGGGCGUACAAAUCGCAAAAUAUCAAUCAAAAAUCCAGUCUGCCAGGACUCACCGAGUACUCCAACGACCAGCUGUUCUUCUUGUCUUACGCAAACGUGUGGUGCCAAAAUUCGGAAGACAAGAAUUCCGAAAACGUCGGCUUUUUCAACUUCGACGAGCACAGCCCCAGCGUCUUCCGGGUGUUAGGCUCACUGAGAAACAGUCCUGAGUUUUCAGAGGUCUGGAAAUGUCCGGUCGGAAGUCCCAUGAACCCUUCCAAGAAAUGCUUCAUGUGGUGAACAGGCCAAAUACACACGACAAUGCAACGCCCACGCCAGGAUUAUGCGCGUACUCGACAAUUAUUAUUAUUAUUAUUAUUAUUGUUGUUACUGUGAUUAUUUUCAUUAGCGUCCAGGCGCUUUGUGUACGUAAUUAUAGUUAUUCGUUUUGUACAAUGAAAGUGAUACGGUAUAAUA